Messenger RNA from Chelonia mydas (Green sea turtle), 2694 nucleotides. RefSeq names its product DBF4 zinc finger (gene DBF4). The record is from RefSeq and is a predicted model, not a curated record. Gene Ontology annotation, molecular function: protein serine/threonine kinase activator activity; zinc ion binding; nucleic acid binding. The transcript is spliced from 15 exons. Lineage: Eukaryota; Metazoa; Chordata; Testudines; Cheloniidae. Gene Ontology annotation, biological process: positive regulation of nuclear cell cycle DNA replication; regulation of cell cycle phase transition. Gene Ontology annotation, cellular component: Dbf4-dependent protein kinase complex; nucleus. Bases 191 to 1513 code for a protein of 440 amino acids.
CGCCCGCCGGCGGGACGCGCAGGGACGGAAGGAGGCCGGGCGAGUAGGCCCUUGUUGAGGUCGGACUCGUGAGGCGGGAAAUUGCCCCGGUCACUGGGGGGACGGGGCUCGGCCUUGGUUACCGGCCUUAGAGCCUACGGUCAUAACCCUCGGAAGGAAGGUGGACAGAAAAAUGUGACUCGCCAGGAAAAUGAAACCAAAUGCUAUGAGGAUUAGCAACAAAAGACAAGUUACAACAGGUGGAACGCAAGGAAAAACAGAAAAAAAUAAACCUUCUCUGAAAACUUUGAAAAAAGAUACCACAAAGACAGAGAAAUCGAAAUAUAAGCCACUUACUGGGAAGGUGUUUUAUCUUGAUAUUCCCUCUAAUGUGAUCUCUGAAAAAUUAGAGAAGGAUCUUAAGGAACUAGGAGGGAGAGUGGAGGGAUUUCUUAGCAAAGAUAUCAGCUAUCUGAUUUCUAAUAAAAAGGAAGCAAAAUUUGCUCAAGUUCUUGGACAAAUUUCUCCAGUCCCAAGCCCAGGCUCUGCACAUACGGGCGGAAAUAGUUCACCUCAUCCCAGUAGCAGAAGAGAUCGACAUGAUGGAAAUUCAUUUAAGAUGGUGGAUACAGUACGUUUGAGUAGAGGAAAAUCUUUAGUUGAAAAAGCUAUCAAAGAACAGGAAUUAAUCCCUUCAGGUACUAUACUAUCCAAUGCCUUGAGUUGGGGAGUGAAAAUACUUCAUGUUGAUGAUAUUAAAAAUUAUCUUGAGCAAAAGAAAAAGGAGCUCUACCUGAUCAAGAAAGCAAGCAUUUCAGUCAAAGAUGUGGGGAAACGAUGUGGUGGUCAGAAAUCAAAAAGUCGACUGAAAAAUCCAUUUGUGAAAGUGGAAGACAGAAGCUGCCGUUACAGACCAUUUUAUCUACAAUUAUCCAGCUUUCCUGUUCUCAACUAUUCUGCUCCAAAACCUUAUAGUCCAUUUGAUGUAGAUAAGAAGAAUGCUAGUGGCCAAAAGCAAACUCAGUCUAAACAAAGAAACAAAACAAAUAGUGACCAAGACUGUGGUGGUCCAGUUCAACUUCCUCUAAAGGAUAAGAAAAAGAAAGGGUAUUGUGAAUGUUGUAUGAGGAAAUAUGAAGAUCUGCAAACUCAUCUUGAAAGUGAACCACACCAAAACUUUGCACAGAGCACCCAAUAUCAAGUUGUGGAUGAUAUAAUAUCCAAGUUUGUUUAUGACUUUGUAGACUACAGAGAUGAUACACAAAAAAUGAAAAGUUCUAGGACCUUGGGAAAAGAGUGGCUGACAUCCUGCAGAUACUUCUUGAGGAGGUUAGACUCACAUCACAAGCUCCUGGACAUUUUGCAGUUGGUAACACCCAGCAAGCACUCCUGGAUCCAGCAAAGUCUGCAUGGCAAAGUCCUGCCACCAUCCUGCCAACUUGUAAACAUGCAGAUAAAAAAGAAUUCCCCAGAGCAGACUAAUUCUGCUAACCCAUGGAAGGACACAGAUACAGGCCUCUGCUCAAAGGAUUGACAUUCAAGCAAGAAUUCUUUGAAAGCAAACAGGAGACUUCCCUUCAUAUAGUAGAUGUAUGCUGGACAUUUCGGAAAUCACCUAGACUCUUCAUCUCUAUCGCAGAUAGAACAAAGGGGUCCGCAAUCUCUUUUUCACAGAGACUGUCAAGAUGGAUUUCUGCAUGUACUAUAGCUUGCUGUGAUGCAGCUGGUCCGUUGCCUCCCCAGAGGAUUAUAGCACACUCUACCAGAUCACAUGCAGCUUCCACAGCAUUACUCAGAAACUUUCCAGAGUCUGAGAUAUGCAGAACAGCUAUAUGGGCUUCAAUGCGUUCCUUUUCUAAAUACUAUGGCUUGGCCCAUGCUAUAAGAUCUGAUGCGGCACUUGGUUCUGCUGCAUUGCCUUCAGUCUUGGACUUGAUUCCGAAGCUCCCUCCUCCCUGUGACGAUACUACUUAGGAGUCACCUGAAGUGAAGCACCUAUAGGGAAGCUACUCGAAGAAGAAAAGAUUACUCACCUUGUGCUGUAACUGGUUCCUCAAGAUGUCCCCCUAUGGAUGCUCCACUACCCACCCUCCUUCAUCUUUUCUUCAUACUAUUCUCAUGAGGUGUUCAGACAGAGAAGGAACUGAGGGUGGUUUGCCCACGCAGCCCUGUUUACCCUCAGAAGUGUGGCAUGAGGUUGUAUAGAGCAUAUGUGCGGCCCAAACAGACACUAACGGAAAAUCUCCAAUCCGGGCUCAAGAGGCACAUUCACACUUGAAGCGGAGCACCCCUAGGGACACGCAUUUUGAAGAACCACAGUUACUACAGAAGAUGAGUAAUCUUUUCUUAAAUAAUCAAUUUGUAAGCACCCUAGAGGAUGAUAGGGUUAUAAUGAAUAGCCCCCAUGAAUUUGUCAAGAACUAAUCAUGCCAAAGUAACCUAAUUUCCUUCUCUGACAGGGUCACUGGCCUAGUGAAUGGGGCGGGGGGGGGGGGGGAAGCGGUAGAUGUGAUAUCUUGAUUUUUAGCAAGGCUUUUCACAGUCCCACAUGACAUUCUCAUAAGUAAACUAGGGAAGUGUGGCCUAAAAGAAAUGACUAUAAGGUGAGUGCACAACUGGUUGAAAGACCAUACUCCAAAGAAAAGGAGUACUUUGGCACCUUAGAGACUAACAAAUUUAUUUGAGCAUAGGCUUUCGUGAGCUACAGCUCACUUC